Malania oleifera is the source of this 988-nucleotide messenger RNA. RefSeq lists its product as uncharacterized. Lineage: Eukaryota; Viridiplantae; Streptophyta; Magnoliopsida; Santalales; Ximeniaceae. The transcript has 3 exons. The record is from RefSeq and is a predicted model, not a curated record. Bases 206 to 778 code for a protein of 190 amino acids.
GUACCCUGCGCAUGCUAGCUAGCUUCAAUAUUCCUUAAUUCCACAGUCCCCCCUUGAAGCCAUGUAUGUAUAAAUACCCCCUCCGCUCCCCACUGGAAUCCUCACCACCCCAUCUUCGGCUUUAUCUAGCUACCCACUUCACAGGUAUACAAAGCACCCAUCCCGGCCACCGUCACCGUCCAUCUCCUCCCAGCUCGGUCCAGCCAUGGCUUCUUGUUUUAUCUUGAAGAUGAAGACCCUCUCCCUGCUCUCCCUCGCCCUUGCCGUCUUCGUGGAGGGCACUCUAGGGGAAGUAACUUGUGAUAAUCUGGGGGAGGACAAGUGCGCGUUUGCGGUGUCGGCGACGGGGAAGCGGUGCGUGCUGGAGAAGCAGGUGAAGCGCACCGGCGAAGAGAAGUUCGUGUGCCGCACGUCAGACAUUGAAACCGACAAGUUGAAGGAUUUGGUGGAGAACGACGAGUGCAUCAAGGCCUGCGGCGUCGACAGGAAGUCUCUCGGCAUCUCCUCCGAUUCCCUGCUUGAGUCUCGCUUCACCCACAAGCUUUGCUCCUCUGAGUGUUACCAGUCCUGCCCCAACAUCGUCGAUCUGUACUUCAACCUUGCUGCCGGCGAAGGCGUGUUUCUUCCUAAACUAUGCGAGGCGCAAAUGAGUACGGGCGUGCGUAGGGGUAUGGAGGAGAUCCGAAGCUCUGGCUUUGUUGCAGCAGCACCCGAAGCAGCAGUAGGGCUCACGGAAAGCGAUGCUAGUGCACCUACACUUCCACCGGCGCCUUUCUAACUUGUUUCGGUUCCGAGCAGAAAAUAAUUUGGCAUGCGGCUUUCUUAAUAAACUUAAUGGUAUUUAGGUGCGGGACUUCAGCGCAUGCAGUGUGUGCGCGUGCGGGUCACGUUUAGUUUGCGUUUAUGUAUGUGUCACAAUAUAUGUCAUAUGUAAGUGAGGUGCUCAAAAAUCGUCGAUUGGUUUAUAAUAGUACAUGUUUUGUGGAUA